AUGAAAAAUCCCCCAACGGCACAGUCUCGAACACUGGGUCUGGGAAAGAGCAUGAAGAUGGUGGCAGCAGGAAGAGUCGCAGUCGGCUCGUUCUGCCGGCAUUGGGAUUCUUUGCCCUCACAAUCCCCCUCGGGUGAGUUUGCGAAGUAUAUCCUUGUUGGCAAGGAUCCAGUCUCAUCAACAUGCGCCAUAUUCAGACUCAUGCCAGCCGGCAAUGUCGCGAUCGAUCUGGACGAUCCAGACUGCGAACGAGCUAUCACCAGUUUACAAUUCAAGCAGCCACAGCUUCAAAUCGCACGAGCAUAUACAUGCCUCCCGCAGCAACAAGGCCAGCAUAUGGACGAGCUGAGAUUCCUCAUACGCAGAGAGCAGAAAGGUGAGGUGUCAAACUUUCUUCACAGGCUACCCAUUGGCGCAGAGAUCGAGGCACGAGGUCUUCAUGCCGAGUACAUCGUUCCAAAGGAUGUGAAGAGCGUUGUGUUUAUUGCUGGAGGUACUGGCAUUGCGCCUGCGUUGCAAGUGGCAGAUAUACUUGAAGGACAAGCGGAUAUGCACAUACUGUGGGCAAACAGGAAGAGAGAGGACUGCGUUGGUGGGCAUAGCGACACAAAGAGGAUAUCGAGUGGGAGCUGGUGGAGCUUUUCGCGAACGUCUCCUGGGGCAGAUACCAAGGUCGCAAAUGUGCAAAAGAGUGCGCUGGUGUCGGUGCUGGAAGACUUGAAAGAUCAGGCGACAACACCAGAGGCAAAGCGCUCUCAACUUCUCGUUGAUUACUACGUGGACGAAGAAGGCGCCCUCAUGAAGCCGCAGGAUGUGACUAAAGUCAUCCGCUCUAUCUCGACACAAGAGAAUGCUACCGUCCCGGGGAAGAAGAUUGUCUUUGUGUCCGGACCUGAAGGCUUCGUAAACUACUGGGCGGGACCAAAGCAAUGGAUUGGUGGGAGGGAAGUCCAAGGACCGCUGAAAGGCGUCCUUUCCGCGAUGGAUCUGGAUGACUGGGAGGUCGUGAAGCUGUGA
Zasmidium cellare ATCC 36951 is the source of this 1017-nucleotide messenger RNA. RefSeq lists its product as uncharacterized. Lineage: Eukaryota; Fungi; Ascomycota; Dothideomycetes; Mycosphaerellales; Mycosphaerellaceae. The transcript is spliced from 2 exons. Gene Ontology annotation, molecular function: oxidoreductase activity. Bases 1 to 1017 code for a protein of 338 amino acids. The record is from RefSeq and is a predicted model, not a curated record.